AAAAUCCCCAUGCCAGUCCCCGCGCGGCCCUUGUGCCCAUAUCGACCAAGUAUCCCUCCCCUUCUCCUACUCUCCCCCGUAUCCCUCCCCUUCUCCUGCUCUCCCUCCCAGCGGCGGCCGCCUCAUCGGCGGCGAGCCUCGUCGGAUGCGCUCCUCGACGGCGUCGGGUACCUCCCCGCGCGGCCCUUGGGCCAAGAAGGACACCAUCGACAAGGUGUGCGGGAUCGUCAAGAAGGAGCUGGUCGUCGCCCAAGACACCCUCGUCAACGGGGACACAAAGUUCGCCGACCUCGGCGCAGAUUCCCUCGACACGAGAAUUAAAGAAAUUGUGUGUGCAGCUGAGCUGAGGCUCGAUAAGGUGUCGCUUUGGUUGGUUCUGUCUCGCUCGAAUCGCCUUGGCCUGUUAAAAAGCGCUCCACAGCGCCUCCAAACUCCAAGCCUCCAACGUACACGACCCUCAGCAUCCGAUCGACCAACGACGGUGGUUCGGUUACUACAGUGUCACAGACUAGUCGUGCUACCUUCUAAGUGGUUACUAAUUGUAGCAAAAGAAUGGAUGGUUAUAUACCUGCUCAUUUUACAGCCAUCGCCUAUGCUCUCUCGCCCUCUUCGAUGAGGCGACGUCUCCCUGCUCCUUCCACGGCAUGACGGCAGUGCACUGCAUCGUGUAAAGCACCCCCAUGCUGCCCCUAGUUUGAUUCCUCCCAAGAGCGGAUCUGUGCCAAAGAGCAACUUUUCUUGCUCACACGGAUAACGGCCACUGGCUGCUCCACAACAACGACAAGCACGACGGCCUUAACGAAGUUGUCCACCGUCGACACCGAAGAGCAAGCCCGCCUUCUCCAGACUUGCAUGACGGGAGGGGAGGGAGUGGCCACUGCCUCGUUCACACAACAAGCCACUGACACCGAAGAGCAAGCCCGCCUUCCCAAGAGUUUGCAAAGGAGCUUUACGUUCAGGGCAUGGUUGUUUGCAGAGAAUGGCGGACACUACUUUGAUCCUUUGACAGAUAGUUCUUCAUAAUGUGAUAGUGUAUAGGCCUUCUUCCUGGGACCUACUGCUCAACUACUGCACUCCUUGGCUGCUACCGACCAAAAAUUUUACAAAUCUGUCUACAUGUUUUGUUUCUAUAUAUUUACAAAUAUCCUAUCAAUCCAUUUUUAAAA
This is a messenger RNA of Hordeum vulgare subsp. vulgare (domesticated barley), 1166 nucleotides long. RefSeq lists its product as uncharacterized. Gene Ontology annotation, biological process: fatty acid biosynthetic process. The record is from RefSeq and is a predicted model, not a curated record. NCBI's taxonomy places the organism in Eukaryota, Viridiplantae, Streptophyta, Magnoliopsida, Poales, Poaceae. Gene Ontology annotation, molecular function: acyl carrier activity. The transcript has 7 exons. The coding region runs from base 146 to 616 and encodes 156 amino acids.